AGCGUUUAUGCCUUUUUCCGACACAUCUCGGAUAGAUUAACACGAAGAGGCUCUUCACGCAGCAACAGUGCCGCGCCCACACGCAUCAUCGAAGCAAAGGGAUGGACAACAACGGCAACGGCAACAUGAAUAACAGCGUAGGCGGCUACGUGCCUGCCCAGCAAGGAGGCGAGGGAGGGGCGGGGACGGAUCAGAACUACUACUACUACUACGAAAUGCCAGACGGAUCCAUCGGCUACAUCACGGCCGAUGAAUACAACCAAAUGUACACCCCGUCCGAGCAGCGAGGAGCUGGAGAGGCGGGGCCGCAGCCGGCGGGUUACGUGGAGCCCACGUACGGCCAGGGGACCGCCUACGCGCCGGCACAAGAACAGUACGUCGAUCCGUCGCAGCUGAACGCAAACAACAGCAAUUACUACAACUCCAAUAAUAAUAGUGCUUUGAAUAACAACAAAAAUAGUACCAACAUUUAUUAUAGCGAAGACAGCAGAAAUGCCUACUAUGGGAACGCGUCAACAGCAGCGGCCCCGCAGCGGGCCGCCCCGUGGCAACCCUCUCCACAGCAGCAGCCCGCCUACCCCCAGCAAGUGGUGUACACGAUGCCGCAAGGGGCGCAGCAAGCGAACGGAGAAGCUGCGGAGGCAAUGACGGCCGCGCCGCAACCAGCGCUUCCCCACGAGACCGCAAGCGGCGGAUGGUACGCGCCGCCGCCCACGUUUGCAACGAUGCGGGACUGGAAAGGCGAGCAAAAGUGGUACACCUCGCUGGCCCGCUCGUGCUGCAACGAGCCGUGCUUCUGCCUUGGCGCCUGCCUGGCUCCGUGGUGUGUCGUGGCGGCACACCGAAAGCGCCUCCUCGAGAAGGACUACACAAAGUAUCGCUGCUGCGCCGGUGUGUGUGGCCGAGGGGAUGCGUGCGAGUGCUGCGGUGACUGCCCUCGCUGCAACUUGUUUUGGGAGGUGCUCUUAUGUCUGCCCUGCGCCUGCCAUGCGAAUCGGUAUAUGCUGAUGCAGCGCUACAACUUGAAAAAGUCAUGCUGGGACAGCACCGUCCUCGGGCUCGGCUGCUUCUGCGCGCCGUGUCACUGGUGCGGCGAGUGCACGUGCUGGUUUCCUGAGUCGAUGUGGGACUGGCUGUACGUGGUGCUGUACGCGUGUAUGCUCACGCAGCACCACAGGGAGCUCGACGCACACGAGAAGGCGGGUGUCUGA
Molecule: messenger RNA, 1211 nt
Organism: Leptomonas pyrrhocoris
Lineage: Eukaryota; Euglenozoa; Kinetoplastea; Trypanosomatida; Trypanosomatidae
Exons: 1
Coding region: 102-1211 (369 amino acids)
Source: RefSeq, a predicted model, not a curated record